AUGGGAAAAGGUGGCUAUGGAAAAGGUUGGUCCUGCAGCCAAUGGUCGUCUCAGCCGCGCAAGCCUUGGCAGCAACAGACAGGCUGGCAAAGGUGGAGUGAUGAUCACAACCAUGGCAGUCAGUAUGGGCGCAAUCCCAGCUCAUCCCUGAACCAGUUGUGCAGUGGAAUGGUAAGCUCUGCUUGGGAUGGUGUGCGCUCUGGAGUUGCUUCUGCAGCUUGGAAGGCUGUAGAGACCACGGCUGGAGUACUAAUGAAGACAUACCAAGCUGACAAGCCGAAGGCCAUUGUGAACUCGAGUGCCCAGAACAUGAUGGCUUGCUUGGCAGGCAAAAGUGAUGAGUUGCAGAAAUCAGGCGCUGUGCACAAUCCUGACUCAACCAAUGUGCGUGAGGAUGACGUGAGUAGCCAGGUUGCUGGCCACAAGCUUGUGCUUUCUGUGCUAGAGUUGCAAAAAGAGCAAAUGCAACAACAAAGCCUCUUGCAAAAGCAGUUGCUGGAAAUGUGCGCCGCCAGAGCUGCCGCAGAGCCGGCGCCUGAGAUUGCUAGGCCAAAAGACCCUAGCAGUGCACGUGGCAGUCGUGACCGUGGCAGCCAAGAUCUCACCCCUGCAGCUUCCCCUCCACGAAAAAAAGGCACAUGCCGCAGAGCCCGUGCUAGAACUUCGGUGGCCAAAAAGAAAACCGCCAAGCAGACCAAAGCAAAGCAAGUGCCAGCCAAGCCCUCCAGUGCAGCCAAGGCCAAGGGCAAAGCGAAAGUGAAGAAAGCUGAGUGA
This is a messenger RNA of Durusdinium trenchii, 774 nucleotides long. Lineage: Eukaryota; Dinophyceae; Suessiales; Symbiodiniaceae. The record is from the annotation of a GenBank genome assembly.